Messenger RNA from Nyctereutes procyonoides (raccoon dog), 664 nucleotides. It is a transcript of the gene THSD8, whose product is annotated as thrombospondin type 1 domain containing 8. The record is from RefSeq and is a predicted model, not a curated record. The transcript has 3 exons. NCBI's taxonomy places the organism in Eukaryota, Metazoa, Chordata, Mammalia, Carnivora, Canidae. The coding region runs from base 168 to 518 and encodes 116 amino acids.
GGGGGGUGGGGAACGAGGCCGGCCGGGUCCACGCGCCCGCAAGCGGCGGGAGGAGUCGGGGAACGCGGGCCCCGACCACUACCACCGCUGGCGGGGGGUGACGCGGCCACCGCAUCCCCCGCGAGGAGCUCCUCCUCGGAGCGCGCCCGGGUCGGUUGGAGUCCGGCAUGGCCGGGAGCCCGGCGGACUUACUGCUGCCACCUCUGAUUCUCCUGCUUCUGGGGACCCCUGCUAGGGUCUCCCCCAACUACAAUUACUUCGGCGAGAAGAGCGAAGGCGACCUCUGGGAGGAGCUGCGGCUGCAGCAUCAGGAGAAAGACUUGGAGGAUUCGAUCCUUGGCCCCUGGGGGAAGUGGCGCUGUUUCUGCGACCUGGGCAAGCAGGAGCGCAGCCGCGAGGUCCUGGGCACGGCGCCGGGUCCGGUGUUCAUGGACCGCGAGAAUCUGGUGCAGGUGCGGCCCUGCAGGCAACGGGAUUGUUCAUCCUGCAAACCAACGGAUUGCGACUGGAGGCCCUGAACCCGACCCCGACGGGCGGGGCGUCAGGGACUCCGGAGCGGAGCCUGGAAGGCGACCCCGCCCGCCCCGUUCCCCCAAAGGAGCUCGGCGGUCGGCCUUGGGAACUACAAUUCCCAGGAAUCCGCGCGGCAGGAGUUUCGGCGGCG